AAGAAAAAAAAAACUGUCAAAAAUGAAUCGUUCGUUUGUGCUUAUCGCGGAGCACAAAAAACUACAUUAAUACGUUUUUCUAUGGAUUUAGAUUAAAAUUACCUGUUUUGUACUUACUAAUUGUAAUAAUGUUUUGGAGCGGUAACUAUAUUACAGUUAGAACUUUAAAUGUUCUACUGAAGGAGCAGAAUUUUACCCUUGCCCAAGUUUUAGAAGCUGAUGAUAUUAUACAAGAAUGUAAGGCUGAUAAUAAAGCGCUCAUACAAUUUCUUACAAAACCAGAAAUACUGGCAGAACUGAUAACAUUAAUAACUGAAGAACCUCCGAAGAAUGUGGAGCUUGCCCAGCAGUACCGCCAUGCAAGCAUUGCUUGUGAGGUCCUCACUAGCCAGCUUCCGAUGCUCAACGACCGCCUCUCACUGGACACUGUUCAGAUGAAUAGGCUAUGUGACUUCAUAAACAGAGAUCCACCUUUAAAUCCACUACUGGCUUCAUAUUUCAGCAAAACAGUGGAAAUGCUGUUAGAGCGUAGUACAAAACAGGAUUGUUACCUGUACCACAUAGUGUGUCUGCGAGUGCUGGACUUCUUCAAAUCACGUCGCGACUUUCUUCCAAACCUGCUGCGGCACAUUGCGACAUCAGCCAUUGCAGAUAUCUUUAAAUAUUUCAUACGUCUCGAUGACCUGUUCCACAAGAUUGUGAUGGAGUGGUUCGAAGAACAUCAGCUCCUGGAAUCCUUGAUCCAGAUAAUAUGCGGUACAUACGUCCCCGAGGAGUUGUCUCCAGAGCCAAUAGAGAAUGAACCUCAGCAGUCAGAUCCUCAUAUCGAUCAGGAGAACAACGUUACUGAACCGAAUCACAAUGAGGAGCAUCACGAGGGAAAUAAAGAUUCUGAUAAUGAAGAAUCAGAUACGGACGAGAAUGGAGAAGGGUCCGGCGAGGGCGGCAGUAUAGGCGGGGGUUCAUCCAAGGGCGCUGGCAGGGGACCCCGCAGGAGGUCCGGCGGCAGAAUAGGUGGUGCGGGGGACAGGGCGGGAGUCGCGUCGGCCAAUGCGGCCGCACUACUUUGCGACCUCAUACUCAAUGGAUGCGCUGUGGAGGGAUGCUCAUCGUGGUCCAGCACGGCGCUGUGGCUGUGCGGGCGCGUGGGGGGCGCGGCGGGCGUGCGCGGCGUGCUGCAGGCCGCCUUCACCAGCCCCGCGCCGCGCCGCGACUCCGCGCUGGUGCACGCCGCGCUGCUGCUGCGGGCCCUGCUGCACCGGGACCCCAUCCUUCCAGACGCGGAGUCCGAGCGCACCAGCGUGGAGCUGGCGAUCGCCCCGCACCUGCCGCUGCUGCACCAGGCGCUGCUGCAGCCGCCGCCCGACGAUUUGCGCCUGAAGGGUCGCGACUGGGGACAGGCGGGGGGCCAGCAGGGGGCUCGGGGGGCGGGCCGCGUGGGCCACGCGCGAGUGCAGGUGGCCGCGCUGCUGGCACACCUGGCCCUCUCCGAAGUAGACGACGUGGCGACCACUCUACUCACGUUAGGUACUCCCGGAGUGAUGCUGGACAUGUUCUUCGAGUACCCGGACAACAACUUCCUGCAUGCGGAGGUGUACACGAUGAUCAAGAACGCGCUGAGCAACCAGGCGCACCGCCCGCAGUACGCGCGACACUUAUUCGAAGAAUGUAACCUGGUGACGAGACUGAUGGAUGCCUUUGAGGAGAACGAAAAUAGAGAGGUCCCCCGGCGCGGGUACAUGGGCCACGUGGUGCUGUGCUUGUCGCGAGUGGCGCGGGUGGCUCCGGAGACGCUGCAGGCGGCGCGGGGCGCGGGGGGCGCGGCGGGGACGGCGGGGGGCCCCCGCUGGGCGGAGCGCUGGGCGCGCUUCCACCGCGACAAGCUGCAGCCGCUGCUCGACGUGCACGAGACGCCGCUCGGCGGCUACUACCCGUCGGAGCACUCCUUUGAGGUCGAGAACAUGGUGGACCCGGCGGACAACUAUGACUACGCUGACAUGGCCACCUCAGCUGCCAUGGACGACCGGGCCGACGACGCGCUCGAGAUCAGCACGGCGAGCGCGCACGCCGCCGCCUCCGGGACCCUCGCCGAGGACCGGGGGGACGAAUCCGGGGACGAGAUGUCAGCGGCCAGGAGCAGCUUCCUGCAGCUAGCCGGGCGGCGCUUCGACGACGACAUGUGGGACGACGCCCCCGACGGAGACGCCGAGCUGGAGGCGCCCCCGGGCCGCGCCAUCGACGUGCUCCGGGACUGCUCGCCGUGGGAGUCGACAGGGGGUACGGGCGGGGGCGCCGCGGGGACGGUCGGAGGCGCCGGGGAGGGCUGGGCUCAGUUCGACGCGCCCUCCGCCUCGAGCGACCUCUCCGCGUUCUGGGCGUACGGCGACGCCACCGCGCCCGCUCCCGCGCCCGCCACCGCUUCCGUCGCCGCGCCCGCCGUUUAUUUGUUCUCCACAGAGGAACCCGCAACAAAACUAGAGACCGGCAUUCGGGAUCUGAAGCUCGAGGCGGACAAGAGUCUGGACGAAGCGUCGACGGCCGAACUGGCGAACAACCUGCUGACGGCCAUGAGUGGCAUGACCCCGGACGCCAUCGCCAACAUCGUUAACGCCAACCUGGACCCCGCGUUCAACCUGCCCGACCCCCCCACCAGCUGAUCUCACCCCUCCACUUCCCUCCGCCCCCUCCCCGUUGUACAUAUUUAAUUCUAAUUCAUUAGAAAUCACAAAACAUCGUUGUUGCCUCGUGCCCCGACUCAGUAACGCCUCAAGGAAGGAACGGACGGGGGCUUCGGACUGAGGUCUAGGGGUCUCGCGAGUCCAGGGGCCGCAGGUUCCAACUCGAAUAUGACGAGCGGUCCCCGACAGAGCCUCACAGCGGCCGGACGACACCGGAGCGACCGUCUCCCGCACUGUUCUUAGUUAAACUAUUCAUGUUUGUAUAUUUUGUUAACGAACUAGCAACGUUAGGUUGAGGAUAUUUUUAAACAGACAUCAGAGCUAUAGGGUCGGAUGUAUCUGUCCCGAAUUGUCCCUCACCUGUCCCACGCCCGUCCCCCUCAUGUCCCCCAUCUGUUCCCUACCUGUCCCUCACCUGUCCCUCACCUGUCCCCCGCCCGUCCCUGUUACAGACUGUACAACGUAUACAGACAUAUUUCAGUGUGAUUCGUCCUCAGAUAUAAUAAAUUCUAAAUCUCCUAGAUUCGACUUAAUAGCUCUGAUGUCUAACUUUAAUGAAGGUGAAAGGGAGCUCUUGAAUUGCGAUAAUGAGUUACGAAGCCCCCCGGGCGCUCGCAGCCGGUGACCGCGCCCCCCAUGCGGGCCCCGGGACCACAGCGGCGGCCGCUAUUGAGAAUAGUGCUAUGAGCCCGUAGAUAAAUUAAAUUGAAAUACUCACUGUGAUCGUAAUAGAAAGAGUACUUUUAGUUAUUGUUAUAAUUUUAAAAAAUCUCAAAUUUGUUAUAAAUCCAGAUCCGUGUGAGACAUUUAAAAAAAAAGUAGGUAAUCAAGAAACGUGACAAUUGUUCUUUAGGUUCGUUUUCUUUUCGAAACAUACUUAUUGUUAAUGAUACGUCUAUUUGUUCAGGACGACAUAUCUAUUAUUGAUAAUAUCCGUUCCCAUUAUUUAAAAGGCGACGUCUUGUUUCAAGAUGUUUUAGAAACGUAAUUGCAUUGCAUAGAAAUAAUCGUGAUUGAUUUAGAGCUACACGACCGCGGCCGCUCGCCACCAUUCCACCUCAAUCAGCUUGUCUCUCUCUAUCUCAGCGGACGACUGGCGAGAAAGAGUGAGGGAGGGAGAUAGAGGUCGUUUUGAAAUUAAUAAUGUGAUUAUUUGAAACGUUUUCGUCUCGUGACUACGUUGCCUUAAAUAUGCUUAGUAUAAAAGUGUUCAAAUCGAGUUAUCGAGUCUAGGGACGUAUUUUUAUAGAAGCCGACACGAGCCCGACACGGACGUAUUCAGAACGGGGCGAGUGCUCCUUGGAUUGAAAACUUUUUAAAAUGUAAUUAAAAUUAUUUUAUGAAUAAGUUUAAAUAUCAUCGAGGGUAGUCGUUAAAAGUGAUCAGCUGAAUGGCGAGCCGGUCCCCCCGGUCCCCGCGCCCCGCCCCCGGCCCCCCGUGACGUUACGCCGGCGGAGGACCGCGGGGCAUGUCCCUGAUGUAUUCACAGGUCGCGAAUGUUUUAUCAAUUCGUAAGGUUUCGUUACACAUAAUUCAGUUGUACUUAUUAUACAUGUCCGUGUCGGUAGCGACUUCUUCACUUCGACUUAUAGCAAGUAUUAUUUUGUUUAUCUGGAUCAAAUGCCGGUAACGGAUCGACUAGGCGAAUGUGAAGUUUUAAAACAAUUUAUUAAUCGAUAACUAAGGAAAUGUGCGCACAUGUAAUCAGUAUGAAUUGAAUUGGGCAUUCAUAUGAAAUGGACACACAUUGUGCACACAUAUAGUGCGCCCUCAGACAUAUUGUGAAGCCAUAUCGUAGCUUACGUUUUUACACUUUGGAUCUAGUUGCACUAAGUAUGUAGCGCAUGACGUAACCAGUGCGAGUGCGAGUGCGAGUGCAAGUGCGAGCUAACGAGCUAUAUUCACUGAAACCUGCGCCCAGAUGUUCCGCGACUCUAUCGUCACAAACGACGGACCCAACUAUCAACAAUUACAUCGUGUCUGUGUCGCCGCGCUCUGCACAUUGCUGCAUAUUGCCAGACCGUCUACAACUUGUUAAGUGAACAAUUAAGCAUUAGCUAAAUAUUUUAUUAUUCAUUCAAAAAUCAUUUCAAGGCUAGUCUCUAAUUUCUUUUAGAUGUAAAAAAAAAACAACACUAUAAAUUCAAUUAAAUAUAAAUUAUAAAGCUGGUACAAAAUUUAAUUUCAAAUUUAUAAUUGGAACCGCAUCCACGGCUCCGGUCCGGUUUCGGUCCGGCUCCGGUCCGGUGAACGUCAGAUUGUCGAGAACGAACCGCGGCGAGCUUGUCGCCGUCGCUCGGGGAGUGGCGGACGUGCGCGGGCGCUGCUUAGAAACAAACGGAUAUGAGUUAUAAUACAUUUGAAAAUGCAAUUUCUAAAAGUGCACAUGUCGCAUAUUUUGUCAAAUACGUUUUUUCAUAUACAUGUAGUUUUGAGGCUUACCUACCUUACCCAUUUUAUAAUAAUUCCAGUAAUUUUCAAUUGCUAAUUAACACUAAAAUAUAUCUCAAAAGUUAAUAUUUUAAAUUUUACACUGCUUUAGAAAAUAAUUAGUUUUUUUCAUUUCCUGAACAUUUUACAUUUUCAGAGAUGUGCCCUUUUCGAAAUUGCAUAUUCAUUUUGUUCAGAAGUUUUCAUCAACGUCGGAUUCAUACGUUUUCAAAUUAGAUUUCCUAACCAUUUUAAUGGCUUCGAACACGAGACCACGGCCCGCUUGACGUUGAGUGUUCAUUGUCGCUUAUGAACAUCAAUACUGCAGCUGUUGCCCCGCAGUCCGAAUUCUCCGAUUGUUGAGGCCCCGCCCUCCUCCGCACACUCCCGGUCACUCUCGGUAGAGCUGCUGUGGCUUCAUCCAUUAUUGUUUCUUUGUAGUGAAAUAUAUGAAUGUUUGUACAAAGCGCGUGUUGUUCGUUCGCGCUGUGUAUUGUAAGAUUUAACAGCGAAUUUGUGAUAAGUUUUUGUAUUAUAAUAAACCUAUAUAGCUACCGUC
This is a messenger RNA of Bombyx mori (domestic silkworm), 5667 nucleotides long. RefSeq lists its product as uncharacterized. The transcript is spliced from 20 exons. NCBI's taxonomy places the organism in Eukaryota, Metazoa, Arthropoda, Insecta, Lepidoptera, Bombycidae. Gene Ontology annotation, cellular component: nucleus; cytosol. Bases 129 to 2657 code for a protein of 842 amino acids. Gene Ontology annotation, molecular function: protein phosphatase binding; protein phosphatase regulator activity. The record is from RefSeq and is a predicted model, not a curated record.